ACAUUUUUCAGAAUUUACAUUUCUUUGCUUUUUCAUUGGUUCAACAUGUUUCAUGUCUUGUUUAUGGGGGUUUGGUUUCUACAGAUAAUUAGAUGACACAUGAGUUUGGUGUUAAGCUAAUUUAUUUUUGUAGAUUCUGCUGCGUUUCGAAAGGAGUUCGUUGUACUAUGGCCAGUGACUCUCUUGUGAUCUCCAAUGGCCAUGACAAUGGCAAUUUAGAGCUGAGUCCACAGAGGACUUACCAAGCUGUAGUGAUUGCGACCCCGGACAUGGGCAUUUCCAAAGAUGGAAAAUUGCCCUGGGCAUUGCCUACUGAUCAAAAGUUUUUUGAGGAGAUCACUACAAAAACAUCUGAUCCUGGGAAGAAGAAUGCUGUUGUCAUGGGUAGGAAAUCAUGGGAGGCCAUCCCUCCUGAGAAAAGGCCUCUCUGUGGUCGCCUUAAUGUUGUGCUGACUCGCUCGGGUAGCUUUGAUAUUGCAACAGCGGAGAAUGUUGUUAUUUGUGGAAGUGUGUCUUCUGCCAUGGAACUGUUAGCUUCUUCUCCUUACAGCAUGUCAAUUGAGAAAGUGUUUCUUACCGGAGGUGGCGAGAUUUUUAGAGAGGCUCUUAAUGCUCCUGGAUGUGAAGCUGUCCAUAUUACAGAAAUUGAAGCAAGCAUCGAGUGUGACACUUUCAUGCCUCGAGUUGAUUUCUCUGUAUUUCAUCCAUGGUACUCAUCUUUUCCUUUGGUGGAAAACAACAUCCGCUAUUCUUUCAACACCUAUGUGCGUGUAAGGAGUUCUGCAGAAGAAUCCCUUGGUCAGAAUACUGAUCCAAGUUUUGAUAGUGAUUCAGACUCUCUAAAAUUUGAGGUCAAGAAAUUUUCUUUUCUUCCUAAAAUGAUUUUUGAGAGUCAUGAGGAGUACAAGUAUCUUAGGUUGGUUCAAGAAAUCAUUUCUGAAGGUACAGUUAAGGAUGACAGGACUGGGACUGGUACCUUGUCAAAAUUUGGUUGCCAGAUGAGGUUUAAUCUCCGCAGAAGCUUUCCACUUCUAACAACUAAGAAAGUAUUUUGGCGAGGGGUUGUUGAAGAGCUUCUUUGGUUUAUCAGUGGCUCAACGAGUGCCAAGGUGCUGCAAGAAAAAGGCAUUCAUAUAUGGGAUGGCAAUGCAUCCAGGGAAUACCUUGAUAGCAUUGGUUUGACAGAAAGGGAGGAGGGUGACUUAGGGCCUGUCUAUGGGUUUCAGUGGAGGCACUUUGGCGCUAGGUAUACUAACAUGCAUGAUGACUACUCCGGCAAAGGAUUUGAUCAGCUUUUAGAUGUUAUUAACAAGAUAAAGCAUAAUCCUGAUGAUCGACGGAUCAUUCUCUCAGCUUGGAAUCCAUCUGAUCUUAAGUUGAUGGCACUUCCUCCUUGCCACAUGUUUGCGCAGUUCUAUGUAGCAAAUGGGGAGUUGUCAUGUCAAAUGUAUCAGCGAUCUGCGGAUAUGGGCCUGGGCGUGCCAUUUAAUAUUGCAUCUUAUGCGCUCUUGACAUGCAUGAUUGCUCAUGUUUGUGACCUAGUUCCGGGUGAUUUUAUCCAUGUUAUUGGGGAUGCACAUGUUUACCGCAAUCAUGUGAAGCCUUUGCAGGAACAGCUCCAGAACCUGCCAAGACCUUUUCCGAUUUUGAAGAUAAAUCCAAAGAAGAAAGAUAUAGAUUCUUUUGAGGCUACUGAUUUCAAGCUCAUAGGCUAUGAUCCUCACCAGAAGAUCCAAAUGAAGAUGGCUGUUUAGGAAUCUUGAAGAUUCUCAGCCCCAUCCAGGCUGUUAUGCUUUUUGAAAUAAGGCAUAACCAACCAUAGGAGGUUUAUGUUAAAUUAUAAAAGAAGACUAGUUGGACACACUUCAAACUUUUCUGAUGUUACUAUUGGGAAUCCUUUAGUUCCACAUGUUGUAUCGUGGCUCUAAGAACAACAAAGGUGUGGAAAUAAGGCUUCUGCUUUGUGACAAAGAUGGAUUCGUCUUUUCACUUUUCUAGAAGAGACAGUGAGUUCAUAGUGGAAAUGCUUUGUUGCCAUGUAGGUUUUUCUUUUGAAAUUUAAGUAACGCACUUGACUUGAGAACUUUGACACCAAGAACAUUCCUUCCCCAAAAUUGAAUUUGAAAUACAUAUUAUCAUAAUUACAUGUUUGGAUCAA
Molecule: messenger RNA, 2158 nt
Organism: Lotus japonicus
Lineage: Eukaryota; Viridiplantae; Streptophyta; Magnoliopsida; Fabales; Fabaceae
Product: bifunctional dihydrofolate reductase-thymidylate synthase-like
Exons: 13
Coding region: 93-1754 (553 amino acids)
Biological process (GO): dTMP biosynthetic process; one-carbon metabolic process; tetrahydrofolate biosynthetic process
Cellular component (GO): cytosol; mitochondrion
Molecular function (GO): dihydrofolate reductase activity; thymidylate synthase activity
Source: RefSeq, a predicted model, not a curated record